Molecule: messenger RNA, 2176 nt
Organism: Acipenser ruthenus (sterlet)
Lineage: Eukaryota; Metazoa; Chordata; Actinopteri; Acipenseriformes; Acipenseridae
Product: protein-serine O-palmitoleoyltransferase porcupine-like
Exons: 15
Coding region: 325-1713 (462 amino acids)
Biological process (GO): lipid modification; canonical Wnt signaling pathway; Wnt protein secretion
Cellular component (GO): membrane; endoplasmic reticulum
Molecular function (GO): Wnt-protein binding; palmitoleoyltransferase activity
Source: RefSeq, a predicted model, not a curated record
AUUACACUUUUACAUCUUCAGAAGUGUUUCCACGUGCUGUAAAGCAGUCGUUUCGAUAAACACUAUUUGCUUUCCGAUAGCUCGAUCUUAAUGCCACGUCGCCUCCAGGAUAAUGCUUUCUUUAUGUAGUUAGCGGUGUGACAGUUUUCGGUGGAAUCCGAGAUUUGAUCGACGCCUUUGUUCAAACGCAGGUGUUCAUUUGCAUGAGCUCCUGCAGACUUUAAGGCGGGUGCUGAUGUAGGAGAGUCGGUAUGCAUUAGUCGCAGUGCCUGGAAAGAGUUGCAAGGUGAUUUUGAGCAACUUGAAGAAGUGUCGACCAGGGCGAUGUCUGGGUUCAGCAGGCAGGAGUUCUUCAGAGAGCUGUGGGAUGGUUGUGUUAUCCCCACGGCUCAGCAAGGUCUGGAGCAGGUGUGGCAGCUGCUGCUGCUCUGCGGUGGCUGCAGAGUGUUGUGGAGACUGGGGCUCCCCUCCUCCCUGAAGCACGUCGUCACAGUCCUGGCUGGUUUCUACGCUCUCUUCCUCUUCUUUGAGCAGCAGAUGAUCUGGGUGGUUCUCCUCAGCCUGCUCUGUUACCUCGUCCUCUUCCUGUGCAGGCAUUCUGGGAGUAGGGGCUGCUUCCUGUCUGUCACCAUCCUCAUAUACCUCCUCAUGGGUGAGCUGCACAUGAUGGACACGGCGACCUGGCACAAGAUGAGAGGCUCACAGAUGGUGGUGGCUAUGAAGGCGAUCUCGCUGGCCUUCGAUCUUGACAGAGGCACGGUCGCUUCCAUCCCAUCCCCUCUGGAGUUUAUGGGGUACGUCUACUUUGUGGGAACGGUCAUCUUCGGACCCUGGAUUAGCUACACCAGCUAUGUGCAAGCCAUCGAAAGCAGAACAAUGAGUUUUCCAUGGCUUCUCAAAGUUUCUGCAAGUUGGUUCAAGUCUCAGAUCUGCCUGGUCGUCUCAAAUUGUAUUGCCCCUUACCUCUUCCCAUACUUCAUCCCACUUUAUGGAAACCAGCGGCUACGCAACAACCAGAAGCAAAAAGCCAGAGGUGCUUUCGGCAGGUGGCUGCAGGCCUACGAGAAUGCAGUCUCUUUCCACUUCAGUAACUACUUUGUGGGCUACCUGAGCGAGACCACGACCACGCUGUGCGGAGCUGGCUUCACCGAGGAGAAAGACAACAUCAAGUGGGAUAUGUCUGUCUCGAAGCCGCUGGGAGUGGAGUUGCCUCGCUCCAUGGUGGAAGUAGUGACCUGCUGGAACCUGCCCAUGUCUCGCUGGCUCAACACCUACGUGUUUAAGAGUGCGCUGCGUCUGGGCACCUUCCCUGCUAUCCUGGUCACUUACACGGCCAGCGCCUUGCUGCACGGGCUGAGUUUUCACCUGGGGGCUGUGUUGCUGUCUCUCGGAUUUAUAACCUACGUGGAACAUGUUUUAAGAAAAAGGUUGUCGGUUAUUUUCAGUGCCUGUAUUCUCUCGAGAAGAUGCCAAACAAACUGCAAUCACCGAAAUAAGAAUAGGCUGUGGGUGUGGGGGUGUAACCUCAGUUUCAGUGUACUGGCUCUCUUUCACUUGGCCUAUCUGGGUUCGCUGUUCGAUGCUGAGGUUGAUUACGCUGAGGCAGAGGAGAGCUACGUGGCUUCCUACACCAUCCACAAGUGGUCAGAGCUCAGCUGGGCCAGUCACUGGGUGACCUUCGGCUGCUGGGUGUUCUAUCGGCUCAUCCGCUGAGACCAGAACGCCAUCCUGAAGGGACCACACCGAACACUCAGCAAUACUAUCAAAUAGGGAAGGACAAGGCUGGAAAUCAGUCUCUCUCUCUCUCUCUCUCUCUCUCUCUCUCUCUAGUUUUUCAUUUGGGUUUCUAAUAUAUAGUAUUCAUUUUUCAGAAGAAAUGUAAUUUCCCUUCAGUACUAAAGGUCACUCAUGAAACACAUAAUUUUGCAUCACUGCAUCUGUACAUGGAUUGCUUUUGCAGCGUAGAUAGGAAGCAACUUGUAAGUACCUAAUUUACCAUGUCGUGGUAUUAGUAAUCAUUCUGUGCGGUUCUGGGUUCAAGUCUGCUCAGUUUGAGCUUUGACUGGACAAUCCUGACUGCCGGUUUAGUGUUGGUGACAUCUUUCAGGCAUAUUUAUAAUGACUUUUGUUUUUAUCAUGAACCUGUUUUUUUUUAUAUUAAAAUCUUGUCGUAUGA